AAUUUUAUUCUCUUCAGAGACAAAGAAAUGGCAGAGAUAGAUGCAAUGAUUGCGCGAGCCAGCGAAGAGGAACGAGCAGCGCUGAAGAAAAGGAAGAAAAAGCUACUGAAAGCGAAGGCGAAGAUCAUUAGACGUCGUCAACUGAAAAUGAUCAUAGAAGGCGAUCAUGCGGAUCAAGUGGAAGACAUUGAACUGUUUAGUUUGAAGAAGAUCCGCAGAGUAAGUUUAUUUGCAGACUUUUUUCCUUAUGCCAUAGCUCGAGAAAUAAAGCAGCUGACAUCCGAUGAUGUUCAAACGCCAGAGAUGGGAGACAACAAAGACGAAGAAGAGGGGCUGGGCGAAGGAGAGUGGGAGACAAGAGGAGGGGAUGAGUCAGACGAUGAGAAUGAAGGGUCUGAUGACGAGGCACAGAAUGAAUCCAGUGACGAGAGCGAUAAUGAACUGAUUAAUACUGAAGAAAGCGGGAUGAGCAAAGAAGAAAUCGCUGGAUUGCUAUCCGAUGAAGACGACGAUGAGGAGUUGAAUGUGAUAGAGAAACAUAUGAAGCGACUGAACAAAAAUAUUCACGCCAACACCGUCACCUUUGAUGACGAAAAUGUAUCUGGAAAGAAGCGGAAAGCGCUUGGUGACGACGACGGCUUUAACAAAAAGGACGGGGAAGAGACAGACGAAGACGAAGAGCAAGAUGCUGAGCCUGAAGACGAUUCACCUCCUAAGUCAAGGUUCACAGCUGAAAUGGCUUGGGAGAACGAAGAGUUCGAAGAGGAAGACAAGCGAGCUUCCAAAAGAGAGGCUCCGAAAAGGCUACUCGACGAGGACUUGAAACCGAAAGCGAAGAAACGUCGUCUAACCCCUGAACAGCUAGCCCUCGGAGAGCAAUUGAUAUACUCGAGCAAGUCAGCCCGAGAGUUGGAAGAGUGGGGCUGGAACAGGUAUACAAAUAAUGAUGAGGGACUUCCGGAUUGGUUCGUCGAAGAUGAAAAAAAGCACUAUCGAAAGCAGUUACCCGUUACAAAGGCACAAGUGGAAGAGUACCGAAAGAGGUUGAGAGAGUUAAAUGCGCGACCGUGCAAGAAAGUGGCUGAAGCAAAAGAGCGAAAACGGAGGAAGGCACUGCGACGUCUGGAAGCUGCAAAGAAAAAAGCUGAGGGUGUGCUAGAAAAUGAGAACCUUGAACAUUCAGAAAAAGUUCGAGAGAUGAAGAAGAUCUACGCUGCUGCUCAUCGGAAAGAUCAUAAGAAAACAGAGUUAAUUGUGAUGACAAAAGGCAAGAAAGGAAAGAUUGCAAGGCCAAAUGGGAGAUACAAGCUUGUGGACAGUCGAAUGAAGAAAGAUCUGCGUGCUAUGAAGAGCAAAGAUAAGACGAAAGGACGUGGAAAGAAGUCACGUUCGGGAAGAGGAAGAGGGCGUCACUAA
Messenger RNA from Haemonchus placei, 1416 nucleotides. The record is from the annotation of a GenBank genome assembly. NCBI's taxonomy places the organism in Eukaryota, Metazoa, Nematoda, Chromadorea, Rhabditida, Trichostrongylidae.